Messenger RNA from Anopheles arabiensis, 1679 nucleotides. Its product is annotated as serendipity locus protein beta-like. Gene Ontology annotation, molecular function: DNA-binding transcription factor activity, RNA polymerase II-specific; sequence-specific DNA binding; zinc ion binding. The transcript is spliced from 4 exons. Gene Ontology annotation, cellular component: nucleus. Lineage: Eukaryota; Metazoa; Arthropoda; Insecta; Diptera; Culicidae. Gene Ontology annotation, biological process: regulation of transcription by RNA polymerase II. The coding region runs from base 34 to 1146 and encodes 370 amino acids. The record is from RefSeq and is a predicted model, not a curated record.
UGUUUACCAACAUUCCACCAUUCUGCAGCAGCGAUGGAGCGUGCCGUUCCGGAGGAAUUAAUAACAGUGUGCCGGUUUUGUUUGUGCGAGGACGAUGAUUGUUUGAUUCCUAUCGAGGAUUUACUCGACUUUGAUAUUACAACCGAAGAUAUAGAACGAUUCUCCGGGAUAGAGAUAAACGACGACAACAAGGCAACGUUCUCAGUAUGUAUGGACUGUACCAGCAAGCUGAAAGUAGCAUCCACCUUCCGCAACACGUGCCUCAAAAAUGACCCGCUUUUUCGCGAUCUGUACCAAGUGCUGGUUGCUAGCGGCAAGGAAAGGCUACAGAAAGUCGUCGCUCGUAUCGAGCUAUCGGAUACAGACGAUGGAAUGGACGAUGAAGACGCUCAAACCAAACCGGUGGUGAUAUAUCUAAACGACCCCCUGUGGAAACCAUCGAAACAAAGCGUACCGGAAGUACCUCCCGAGCCGAAGCUGCCGAAACGAUCAGUCGAAAUCCCGGCAAUGAUUACGGAUGACGACGAUGGUACCCAGCACAGUGAAGCGUUUUCGUGCGCAAGCACCACCGAUGAGGUUGUGUGCGAUGGCGAGCUCUUCGCGUACUCGGCCAACUACAUCGAGCCGGGCGAGGUACUGUUCGACCCGAACGAGAUGUGGCAGAUGUUUAUCAAUUGGGGCGAUAGCUUAAACCCACCAUAUCCCGAGGUCCGUGAACUGGGCAAGAAAAAGAAAAAGCGCUACCUGUGCGACAUAUGUGGCAUUUCUAUGAGUUGCAUUCUGCGCCAUUAUGACAAUCACAGCGAGGAGCAAAUACACAGCUGUCCCCACUGUCCGGUAAAAAUGAAGCAAAAGAGCAACAUUGCCCAGCACAUACUUACGGUGCACUUGAAGCAAAAUACCAGAAAGUGUGCAAUAUGCGGCAAGGGCUUCAUUCAUCACAAAACGUACCGAUAUCAUAUGCUUACUCACGAGGGAGAAGGAAAAAAGUUCGAAUGCCCGGACUGUGAGAAAACGUUCCCGAAUGCAAUUUACCUAAGAGAUCACUUCAAUCGGCUUCAUAACGCAGCGAAGGCGGCGAAGAAAACGCAACCAGCCAAAAAAGUGAGAAGGAAAAGAAACCAGCCCCAAAUAAUGGCAGCAUAGCUUCAGACAAACAUAUUUUGAUCUGUUCAAAGUGUUGUUCACCUGAAGAGGAGCUGGCUCCUCAAUUUACUCCAGGUUAGCGGGCUCUCAAUGCUUUGGAAAUCUCAUCCUUCACGGUGGUUUGGUUCGACUAUCUCCUUUAGUUCGAACGUUAUUUUUCUACCUUUUCACGAAAAGGAACAAUUCUAGGGGCAACAUAUGUUGGCUCAAUAUCAAUUCAAGCAUAGGAUAAGAAGCAGUUUCCAGAGUGGGAAAAUAUCAUUUCAUGCUAAAGUACUUGUUCCUGAAACAUGAAAUAUUUAAGAUAACUUUCAGGAUCGAACUACACUCGAGUACAGUUCCCCUCACACAAAAUAUUUACUGGAGCCAUGACAAAACAAAAUCAAAACAGAAAAUCCUUCAAGCUUUUUACUGUUGGAAAGUGCUUAAAUGUCUCUUUCAAGUAUAGUUAUACGUAAGUAAGUUAGUAAGAAAGUAUGUGUAUUAUAAUAGUGUGUAAAUGAAUAAAAAGUUCAGAUAGCUUUGAAUACAAA